This is a messenger RNA of Oncorhynchus mykiss (rainbow trout), 2538 nucleotides long. It is a transcript of the gene phf13, whose product is annotated as PHD finger protein 13. Gene Ontology annotation, cellular component: nucleus. NCBI's taxonomy places the organism in Eukaryota, Metazoa, Chordata, Actinopteri, Salmoniformes, Salmonidae. Gene Ontology annotation, molecular function: chromatin binding. Gene Ontology annotation, biological process: mitotic chromosome condensation. The record is from RefSeq and is a predicted model, not a curated record.
UCUCUCCAAUCCAAACUACAUUUUGCGGACCAUAUCAACAGUGGAUUUAUUAACAAAUUAGAAUAGCUAUUCAAAUGUGUUUUUUGAGUAAAAUAUCCCUUUAAACCUCACUUCAGCGCUCUCUUUUUUUUCGAGGUGGUUCUCUCGACCAGUCCUUUCCUGUUUGAUAAGUCUGAGUCUGAGUGAGAGGCAAGCAGUUAAUGGCAACGGGGACACUGACAGUGUAGCUGGCGAACCCGUUUUGUUCAAGAGAUACGGCAACAUUUGACUUAUUUGAACUAUAAUGCAUUACUAAGUAUCUCCCGGGGUAUAGGCGAAACAUUAUAUGCAGACAGUGUUUGUUGCUAGAAUAUUGUAAGCUAACAGUUAGCUAGCUAACAGUGCAAUGUUUUGAACGUCGAUGACACCAGAAUUAGUUGUGCACUUCGUUUAUUGCUAGCUAAUUAUAUUAUUAGGUAACUUAGCUACAUUAUACCAAAAGUAUCACUUUUUAGAGAUGGACAACGUUACUUCAUCGUCACACCAUCAUGCAUAUGAAUCAGAGGGCCAGGGGCACAGUCCACCAUACAGGAGGCGGACGGUGGAGGACUUCAACAAGUUCUGCACAUUUGUGUUGGCAUAUGCAGGCUAUAUCCCAUAUCCCCAGGAGGACUCUCCUCUGCGUAGUAGCUCCAGCCCCCCCAACAGUACAGGCAGUACAGCAGACAGUGAUGGCUGGACCCCUGUCCCUCAACCCCCCUCUUGCCCCCCACGGCCCCCCAUACCCCUGCAGGACAAGAACAGGAAACGACCCCAUCCCACGGGAAUCCACCCUGGGGCCUCACUAUCCAGCCAUGUUAUGAAAAAUCAUGGCCAUUUAGCGUCCUCCCUGCACCCAGAUGACCAGAGGAAAGCCAACCAACUGAAGAAGAGGAGGAAGGACCGGGAGAGCCAGGCCGGCGAGCCGAGCUCUGCACAUCAGGCCGACGCAAUGAGCCCAGAGCCACAGUUCUCCCUGCCCCUGGGAGGACGACCAAUCAAAGACGAGCCUGAGGAUGACUUCUUCAUCCCCCUCCACCCUUCGUCCCCUCACCCCCUGCCCAGCCCCUCUCACUUCAAUAACUCCUCCCCCUGUAAGCAGGAGCACAAUGAGGAGUGGGAGUGCUGGGCGGGACAGGGGCUGGUGGAGGGCAUGGUGAAGGUGGAGAGUGUGGAGAGUUUUACUGGGAACAGGACGGUGAUCCGACAGGGGAAACAGGUGGUGUUCCGAGAUGAGGAUGGCUCCGGAGAGGAUGAGGACAUCAUGGUGGACUCCGAUGAUGACUCGUGGGACCUGGUGACGUGUUUCUGUAUGAAGCCGUUUGCAGGCCGGGCCAUGAUUGAGUGUAACCAGUGUAACACGUGGAUCCACCUGUCCUGUGCUAAGAUCAGGAAGUCCCACGUUCCUGAGACUUAUAUGUGUCAGAGCUGCAGAGGCACACUGGGCCUGGCAGACACCCGCCGCUCAUACCGCUCACGCAUUGGCCCCCGCAGACACCUUCUUGACUGACCCCAUUGCAAACCCCUUCACCCCUCUCACCUACAUUUAGACCAUGCCCCAUACGGUUCUAACCCCAACCCGGUCCUGUAACGCAUGCCCCAGGCCAGCCCUUUCGUUUUGUCCCUGACCCCAGUCCUACCCCAUGCCCCAGGCCCUUUUCCUCACCCCUAUUGUGUCGACUAAGCCUACUAGCCAUCCCUCGCGUUCUUCAACACCCCCAAACUAAACCGAUCCGAGUGCUAUUUAAGAUUUAUUAUACAUUUGACGGUUUCUCUCUGCUUCCUUCCGGACUCUGUGUGCGUAAGUCAAUCACUGAAUGUCUGUCUGUAGUAGUACAAUAGUUGACCAGUAGGGUUGGACUCCGUAGUCUAGUCUGGCUGACCGGUUAGCUCCGACUGGAUAGAGACUAGCGACGCAUCUCGCAUGAACAGUGGAAAGCUGUCUUCAUUCUUAAACUGUCGGAGAGAAUGGCCUAUAGAGCUGCCACCCAACAGUGUGCAUUUUGGGACGUUGGCCUUUUGCACUUAUUUCAUGCGUUAAAGGGGUGUGUUGACUUGCCAACCCCUUCUCCCCCAACCACCCUCUCAACUAGGUGGUUGGGGGAAGCCUUUGUCUAAAGCCUCAAGCAGAGGGUCUGUAGAUAAUGAUGUCCAGUUCUAUACUGAACAAAAAUAUAAAUGCAACAUACUGAGUAAGGAAAUUUGUCAAUUGAAAUAAAUGGAUUCUAUGGAUUUCACAUGACUUGGUCACACACACACUUAACAAAAAAAAAGGUAGGGUCGUGGAUCAGAAAACCAGUUAGUAUUUGGUGUGACCACCAUUUGCCUCAUGCAGCGCAACACAUCUCCUUUGCAUAUAGUUGAUCAGGCUGUGGAAUGUUCUCCCACUCCUAUUCAAUGGCUGUUCGAAGUUGCUGGAUAUUGGCAGGAACUGGAACGCUCUGUCGAUCCAGAGCAUCCCAAAUGGGUGACAUGUCUGGUGAGUUGUAUUUUUUUAACCUAUUUAAAUAGGCAAGUCAG